UAGCAAUUUCCAAAGCUUUCCACUUCAAAGUUUUCAGUCUAAACGUAUUAGCUAGAAUUCAAUUCCAAACUUUUAGUUUGCAGUGAUACUGUAAUUUGUAAUUUAGCCAGUACAUUUGCAUGAGGGUUAAUCAUCAUCGAAGACGCUAGAGAAGUCUUGGCAAACGCCAGCUAUGCAGCGACUUCGCUACCUGAAGGGUGUAGCAGGUUGUCUGAGUGCAAUGGAAGAUGACGUGUGAGCCUAUCGCUGCCUUCCCUGCAGAGAUGCAGUGUGUGCUGGCCAGUGCGUCGGGAGCUAGCGUGCCUCUUGCAGACGGCCGAGCAGUGAUCAUAGGCCGGGGACCAGAGUCAGGAGUCUCGGACAAGAAAUGCUCCAGACACCAGGUUAAACUGGUGGCGUGUUAUGAAGAGCGCACGGUGCUUGUGACGCAGCUGGGCCCAAACCCUUCUGCUAUUGGGAGCCAAAUUCUGGGAAGAGGCCAGACCUGCCAUCUGACCCAGCAGGACACAUUGUACCUGGUGAACCAGAGUCACCCCUUCACAGUGCAGUUCUCUGGGUGUUCAAACGGGACUCGCUCACCCACCACUCUGAGGGGAGGGGAGACUGAGAUGGGGAAGGCGAAGGGCAAGGAGAGGCAGAGGGAUUCUCAGAAGGCUGCCCCCAAGCGCAGCAUCCAGGAGUUCUUCACAGCUUCUCCCAAACAGGCAGCGAAGAGGCCACACAGCCAAGAAGAGGACUCCUCUGGGAAACGCGCACGGACAGAGGGGUCCUCCAGUGGGGACGAUGAUGCAGAGAGCCUGAUAGAGCAGAAGCUCAGACGACUACAGGAGGUCGCAGCAGAAGCUGACGUCCAGCAGGCAGGGAAGGGGCCAGCCCCUGGGUCCUCCCCUUGCCCCAUGGAUCGCUGGGAGCAGGUGGGCAAGCUGCUGCUCUUCACAGCGGCCGGCGUCACUGCCAGCACAAAGGUCGCCGGAUUCGACAUUGACGGGUGCAUCAUCACCACAAAGUCAGGCAAAGUGUUUCCCACUAGCCCGGAUGACUGGAGGAUUCUUUAUCCAGAGAUUCAGCCCAAACUGACACGUCUGUUAAGAGAAGGAUACAAGGUGGUGUUCUUUACCAACCAAAUGGGCAUCGCUCGGGGUAAACUGAGACCGGAGGUCUUCAAGUCCAAGGUGGAGGAUAUUCUGAGCACACUGAAACUGGCUGUGCAGGUGUUUGUGGCAACUGGACCUGGAGUUUACAGAAAACCUGUGAUGGGGAUGUGGGAACAUCUCUGUGAGAAGGCCAAUGAUGGUGUGACUGUGGAUAAAUCCCAGAGUUUCUUUGUGGGAGAUGCAGCAGGACGUCCGGCAAACUGGGCUCCAGGCAAGAAGAAGAAGGAUUUCUCCUGCAGUGACAGACUAUUUGCUCUGAACAUCGGGCUGACCUUCCACACUCCGGAGGAGUUUUUCCUGGGCUGGAAGAGCGCCCCCUACAGUUUGCCUGAGUUUGACCCUAGAGCCUGUGACCCCACCGCCCGUCUGUACGACCCCCCUGAGGCCUCUCUCACAUCCUCACAACAGGAGGUCGUGGUUGCCGUGGGUUUCCCAGCUGCUGGGAAAAGUACCUUCUUCCAGAAGCACCUUGUCCCAAAGGGCUACGUGUAUGUGAACAGGGACACGAUGGGUACCUGGCAGCACUGUGUCUCAGCGUGUGAGCGCGCUCUGAAGGAGGGACGGAGUGUUGUCAUAGACAACACCAACCCUGACCUGGACUCUCGCAAACGGUAUCUGGAUGUGUGUCAGAAGGCGGGGGUUUCCUGUCGCUGUUUCCUCUUCACAGCCACCCUGGAACAGGCCAAGCAUAACAACACGUUUCGGGAGAUGAUGCCCUCACAGAACAAGCAUGCCCCAGUGAAUGACAUGGUCUUCUACAGCUACAAGAACAAGUUUGUCACACCCAGUGUCUCAGAAGGCUUUUCUGAGAUCUUGAAGAUACACUUUGUCCCCAGCUUUGCAGAUAGCCAAUCAGAGGCUCUCUUUAGGCAGUUCUCUUGAGGGCUGAUUGGUGGAUUUUCAAAACCUUAUCCUAACCAGCUAAUCGCAUGAGACGCUGACAGAGCGAUGCACUGCUUAGACGGAUGUCAAAUGGCCCGUCGCAACCAAUCAGAAGAGUACCAAUAUACAUGCGUACAAACAAGAAGAUUUGUUAACAUAGCGAAUUGGCUUCAUAGCUUUUGCCAACGAUUGGGUCCAGCUAACAUGCUAUUAAUUGUUCAUUUUAGAUGAGAGAUGAGACUUUUAAUUGGAAAAGUCUUCAUAGUGGCUUGUUUAGGGAAAAGGGAGAAAUGUAUAAUUUUAAGUUUUGAUAACUGCAAACGAUGAUAAAAUAAAAAUAACUGUUUGACUGGAAGUGUAUGCAUUUCAAUCGGUCCAUUUUGUAGCGGAGCCAUAUAGACUAAUUUUAGUUUUGUCAUAAUUCUUUCUUUCUUUUUUUUUUUGUCUUUAGAAAUUUGUGAAUGUGAUAAUAAAUAAGACUAACAGGA
Messenger RNA from Conger conger (European conger), 2524 nucleotides. RefSeq names its product polynucleotide kinase 3'-phosphatase (gene pnkp). The transcript has 18 exons. The coding region runs from base 228 to 2036 and encodes 602 amino acids. NCBI's taxonomy places the organism in Eukaryota, Metazoa, Chordata, Actinopteri, Anguilliformes, Congridae. Gene Ontology annotation, cellular component: nucleus. The record is from RefSeq and is a predicted model, not a curated record. Gene Ontology annotation, molecular function: protein binding; polynucleotide 3'-phosphatase activity; ATP-dependent polydeoxyribonucleotide 5'-hydroxyl-kinase activity. Gene Ontology annotation, biological process: DNA repair.